Messenger RNA from Eruca vesicaria subsp. sativa (arugula), 468 nucleotides. The record is from the annotation of a GenBank genome assembly. Lineage: Eukaryota; Viridiplantae; Streptophyta; Magnoliopsida; Brassicales; Brassicaceae.
AUGGCAAUCAAAAUGAAGGGCAUCUACAAAGGCUUCAAAUGUAUCUCUCAAAUAUUUGCCGGGGAGAAAGAGAGUGAUGAAAUAGAAAUUGGGUAUCCAACAAAUGUAAAACAUGUCUCUCAUAUUGGCUGGGAGGGUUCAUCUAGUAGUGGUCCUGGUUGGAUGAGUGAGUUCAAAGUUGGAGCUGAGGUUUUGUCUCCAAGAGCAUCAUCGUUUAGUAAUGCAAGACCUUCUACUUCUUUUUUCACCUCUUCUUCAACUGAUUUUGAUCAAGGAUCGAGCAAACGAACAAUAUCUGAUACACUAAGAGAUGUACCUCCAGUUACUCCAGUAAAUUUACCCAAACAUAACAACAAGAAAAGUGGUAGAAGAAAGAAGUCAGCUUCAUCAUCAUCAUCUCCAACAUCUUCAAGAUCAUCUAUUUUUUCUAAAUCUUCGUAUAAAUCAACUGUAUCCCAACUAAUUUAA